Fraxinus pennsylvanica is the source of this 966-nucleotide messenger RNA. Lineage: Eukaryota; Viridiplantae; Streptophyta; Magnoliopsida; Lamiales; Oleaceae. The record is from the annotation of a GenBank genome assembly.
AUGAUAAGAAGACAAAAAUUGAACACUCUACCCGAUAGUGUAUUUUCAUUACAACUUGCAUGGAGAAGGAUUUCUUAUCGAGAACUUAAAGAAGCAACAAAUACGUUUAAUGAAAGCAACAUACUUGGAAGUGGAAGUUUUGGUUUGGUAUAUGGAAGGACACUUUCUGAUGGGUUAAAUGUUGCGGUGGAAGUGUUCAAUUUGCAGUUGGAAGAUGCUAGAUUAACUAGGAGCUUUGCUACAAAAAGUCGAGUACUCAGUAGCAUUCGUCAUAGGAAUUUAGUGAGAAUCAUCGGAUGUUGCAGUAAUACAGAGUUCAAAGCCUUGAUAAUGGAGUACAUGCCUAAUGGGAGUCCGGAUAAAUGGUUAUUUUCCUCCAACUAUUUCUUGGACAUUCUUAAGAGUUUAAAUAUAGCGAUUGAUGUUGCAUUAGCUUUAAAAUAUCUGCAUCAUUUUAAUACAUUCACCAUUGUACAUUGUGACUUAAAGGCUAGCAACGUUUUGCUCGAUGAAGAUAUGGUUGCCCACGUCGACGAUUUUGGAAUAGCCAAGCUCUUUGGUGAAGGGGAGUCAAUGGGUCAAACAAUGACCUUAGCAACAAUUGGAUAUAUGUCACCAGAAUAUGGAAUUGAAGGAAUAGUAUCCACUAGUAGCAAUGUCUACAGUUAUGGUAUUUUACUACUGGAGAUGUAUACGAGGAAGAAGCCAACAGAUGCAAUGUUUGGCGAAGAAAUGAUCUUGAAAAGUUGGGUUAGCCAUUCAUUAGCUGAGAAUACAAUAACUGAAGUUGUGGAUAACAAUUUGCUCGGAAAAGAAGACGAGAAUUUCUCUAGAAAGGAGCAAUGCGUCUCAUCCAUUUUGGCUUUGGCGAUCGAGUGUUUGCAUAACAUUCCUAGAGAAAGAAUAAAUAUGAGAGAAGUUGUGACUAGGCUUCGAAAGAUUAAAGCUACAUUCCUAGCAAGAUAG